Meriones unguiculatus (Mongolian gerbil) is the source of this 1842-nucleotide messenger RNA. Its product is annotated as endogenous retrovirus group K member 6 Gag polyprotein-like. The transcript is spliced from 2 exons. Gene Ontology annotation, biological process: viral process. Lineage: Eukaryota; Metazoa; Chordata; Mammalia; Rodentia; Muridae. The record is from RefSeq and is a predicted model, not a curated record. Gene Ontology annotation, molecular function: zinc ion binding; structural molecule activity; nucleic acid binding. Bases 1 to 1842 code for a protein of 613 amino acids.
AUGGGGCAUUCUUUGUCUAAGGAGGCGUCCUUCAUUAAGGAUCUUAAAGCCUCCCUUCGAGAGAGAGGAAUUAGGGUCAAGAAAAAAGAUUUAAUAAAUUUCUUUAUUUACAUUGACAAGGCCUGUCCUUGGUUUAUGUUGGAUGGCCCUACCAUUCAUCCCAAAAAAUGGCAAAAGGUAGGACGUGAGCUCAAUCAAAAAUUAACUGAGGAAGGAAAUCAAUCACUCUCCCCUACAGUCUUUUCCUUUUGGGGCAUUAUUAGAGAUAUUGUUGAGGAUGCUGACAAUGAUGCUGGCAAACGACAGUUACUUUCGGUUGCUGAAUAUUGUCUUUCUUCAUCCAAGCAAAAUUCACCCGCCGCUUCUCGUCCUCCCUCUCGUGCUUCUGAUUCCUUCUCUUUGGCUAACGCCUCUCCUCUUCCUAGCCUCCCUCGACUUUAUCCGCCUCUUCCCACUGCUGAUGUCCCGCCACCAUACUCUGGAACGCCUAAUCACAAAGAAUCUUUAAAAUCCCUUGGCCCACCCGUCUCUCCUGCACAAGAUCCUGAACCUCUAGAUCCUGGAGAUGCCGCUGCGCUCGAGGACAAGGCUGCUCAAUAUCAUAAUGAUGAUGACCCUCCACUCGCCUCCGCACCUCUGCCAUCUGCUCCUUUUGUCCUCCCAUCCUUCCCUACACUGCCUACAGAUAUCCUCUCCGAGACCCGGUCUCGUCUUUCUGCCCAAGCAAGCCGUAUUUCUGGCCCUUCUCAAUCCACGCCUACUCGCCCUGAUCAUGUUAGCAUUAGAAUCCUUGACGAUGAGGCCUCCGAUGAACAAAAUAGCGAAAGUGAAAGUGACAGCAAAGAGGGGCCCCAGGCUCCCAACUCCUCUAGCGCCCCUGCUAGUUCUUCCGCUAAAGCCAGAACAAAAUCCUCCUCCAAGGAGCCUGGUGACUUUCAUCUCCUUCGCUUCAAAAAAUUAGAAAAACUUAACUCAGCCGUCCGCACCUAUGGCCCUAAUGCUCCUUUUACUAUUUCCCUCCUUGAAAGUAUGGCUGGGGGCGGAUUCCUGACACCCAGUGAGUGGCUUACUGUUGUCCAAUCGGUUCUCACAAGAGGCCAAUUUCUCUCAUGGCAGGCUGACUGGUAUGACUGCUGCCGCAAUCUGGAUAAUAACAAUUUUAAAAAUCCUGACAAAGCCUCAGCAAAAUGGACAUUUAAUAAAUUAACAGGACAGGAAAAAUAUGCUCCAGAACAAGUACAGCGUGCUUUUCCUGUCGGGCUCUUAGCUCAAGCCCAUGGGGCUGCCCUUGCCGCCUGGCGGGCAAUUCCAGUUAAGGGGUCUGUUCUUUCACCCUUAACAAAGAUUAUCCAAGGCAAUAAUGAGGACUAUUCAGAAUUUUUGGGGCGCCUCCUUGAGGCGGCGGAGCGAUCAUUGGGAUCCGAUAAAAUAGAACAAAAAGAAAGUAAACUCCUUAAACAGCUGGCCUUUGAAAAUGCUAACUCUGCCUGUAAGGCAGCCCUGCGGGGCAAAUAUAAAGAUAAGGACCUUCCUGAGAUGAUUCGUAUCUGCUCAGAUGUUGACACCUUUACUCAUAAGAUGUCUCAGGCCAUAAGUCUAGUCAUGGGAGCCACACAAGGCCCCAGUUCAAAAUUCCCUUGUUUUAAAUGUGGACAAGUGCGACAUUUUGCACGGCAAUGCCUCAACAAAAUUCUUCCCCUUCAGGACAAAAUGGAGGGCUUCCUCGUCUCUUGCCCACUACUGUUUGUACACGUUGUUGACGGGGCAAACAUUGGGCCGCUGCCUGCUGCUCCAAAAUGGAUGCUGCGGGAAAUCCUCUCCCUCCCCCACAGGGAAACAUGA